This is a messenger RNA of Hemibagrus wyckioides, 749 nucleotides long. RefSeq names its product prion protein a (gene prnpa). Lineage: Eukaryota; Metazoa; Chordata; Actinopteri; Siluriformes; Bagridae. Bases 1 to 597 code for a protein of 198 amino acids. The record is from RefSeq and is a predicted model, not a curated record. The transcript has a single exon.
AUGCCCUCUCGGAGCGUUCCGGUCUUGACCUGCGUGCUGCUCCUGUUGACGCUGUGCCAUGACGUUCUGUCUCGUCGGGGUGGCUUCGGAGGCGUAGGUGGGCGCUGGGGAGGAAUAGGGAGGGCCGGAGGAGGUGGUGGUGGUGGGGGAGGCUGGGGAAGCUUUGGAGCUCACAGAAGUGGAGGUGGCGGCAUUGGAGGAGGACACCACUACAAAGCGGCACAUGGCCAAGGAGGAAUCUCGUCCUCGGGAUCCUCGAGCGCCGGGAAGAUAGCGGGAGCGGCGGCGGCCGGAGCGCUCGGAGGCAUGGUGAUCGGACAUGGGCUCGGAUCCAUGUCCCGACCCGGAUAUGCAUACGGACACGGGUGGCACGGCGGGCAUGGGUAUGACGGACACGGGUACACGGGAGGACACGGCCACCCGAGGUAUGCCGGAGGACAUGGCAAAGGACACGUCCAUCAUGAAGAUGGCGCCGGGAUCAGGAACGAGACGGAUAUGGAGUACUACACCGGAUCCGCCAGCAGGGGGCAGUCUUACAGCUGCGUGAUGAUGCUCGGAGCCACUGUGUCCUUCUUUAUCAGGUCCUGGAGCUCAUAGAGUCGACCAUUCGCACCCCGAAGAGUAAAAACUGACUGCAAAACCACUUUCCUCUUCAACUCGAUUUCUAAGACUCCGGGCUUAAAAAAAGUUUGCUAGUCAGAAACGCUAACAGUUUAAACGGACAAAAACAGACACUGCAGAGCUGAAAA